UCGGCGCGCAAUUCAGAGUGUUGCUAAAAUCAAACCGUGGUAGUUUUGCCAACGAAUAUAGACGCGUCUGUUCGUUAAUUUUACUACUACGUGUGGCCUCGUGUUUUCGAAGAUAAAACUCGAAAGAGGCGUUUUGAUCAAUCACACGGACAACAAUACGUUGUUUUUUGCUGAUACUUCAUAGCAGAGAAAAGCAGCAAUGGGCAAAAACAAAGGCAAAGCUAAGAACGUGUUCAAGGUGGCAGGGGCGCGCUUACAGAAAGUCAAGGCCAAGAAGGUCAAAACUACAUUAAAAAAAUUGGAUCUGGGACAAGGGAACAAGUUGAACAAGGAAAAGACCAAUAUGAUAAAUAAGCAGCUGGUGGAACUUAGCAAAGAAGUGCGUCAACAGGGCAGUAAGAAAAACAAGACCAAGCAACCCAUAGCACGUCCGGUGAAAAUUGAGACAUUGAGCGCAGCCGCGAAAGAUAAAGCCACCGAGCUCGUUGGCAACAUGCAACUAUGACAUUCUCACACUUUAGACUCGAUUAUCUUAAGACUUGUAUAUGAUGAAUAAAUUCACAUCAGCGCGAUGGCAGACGAACACGUGGCUGCCGUUGUUAUCAUCGGCGAUGAGAUUCUGAAGGGACAAGUUCAGGACGCUAAUACCGCUUAUCUGGCUAAGAAUUUGUUGGAAAUUGGUAUUAAAAUACGGAGAGUCGUCAUUGUUCCGGAUGAGGUGGAAUUGAUAGCGAAAGAGGUGUCGGAGCUAUCUAAAGCUUAUCCACUAGUGUUCACGUCCGGCGGCGUUGGUCCAACCCACGACGACGUCACUUACGAAGCAGUGGCCAAAGGUCUCGGUCUAGGCCUCAUGAAACAAAACAAAAGUCUGCUCGAGUCGCUGUCCCAACUGUUUCCCGACAGGCCGGAAUCACGGCGGCUCGCUCUUGUGCCCUGUCCCUGCGAACUCGUCGGCGUUGUGACCCCCGGCAGCAAUAACACUUACGCGAUAAUAAAAGUGCAGAACGUGUACGUGUUGCCCGGGUCGCCGUGCUACUUUCGCCCGGCGGUGGAUCAGAUCAUUCCCUCGCUGGAGCGAGGCCAGCCGCUGCACACCGACCACGCGGACGUCGAGGCGGACGAAUUGUCCAUCGUGCCGGUACUGGACGAGGAGGCGAAGCGUUGGACGGGCGUGGUGUCGAUCGGCAGUUAUCCGCAGCCGGGCAAGCGAACGAGAACGAGGAUCACGUUCGAGAGUCGUGACAAGGAGGCACUGGACAGAGCUAAGAAGGACAUGGAGGAUAAGUUAGCCGACAGCGUCGGCGAACGGCAGGAGAGAGCGGCGUUCAACGUGGACGAUGCCAAGAAGGUGUACGAAAGCAGAGGGGAGUGCCCGCACGUUAGGCGCGCAUUCGAGGCGCUCGAAGAGUGCUACGAGAGGUACCAGCCCAGCGAGGUAUUUCUAAGUUUCAACGGAGGCAAAGACUGCACUGUGGUCUUGCACUUGGCUGCCACGCUCGCAAAAUUACGAAAAUUCGAGCCUCCGUUAUCGCUGUACGUGACUCACGAUGCCUUUCCAGAGGUGGACGCGUUCGUUGGCGAGGCAGCGAGCUACUACGGCUUCGAGUUGAUCAGCAUGGACGGGCUGAUACGAGAGGCUCUAUCGAAACUGCUCGAGCGCGAGAGGCCAGGACUGAAAGCCGUGCUGAUGGGCACGAGGAAAAACGAUCCCGGCGCUCACUCCUUAGAUACCUUCGCACCCACCGAUCCCAGCUGGCCGUCGAUCAUGCGCGUUUUUCCCAUUAUCAGCUGGUCUUACAGCCAAGUAUGGGACUUCCUGAUCAACCACAAAGUUCCUUAUUGCUCGCUCUACGACGAAGGCUACUCGAGUCUUGGCGCUCGCGACUCUACCACGAAGAACCCAUUGCUUCGCAAUCCUGACAAUCCAUCGCUUUACUUAGCCGCCCACACGCUCGCCGAUGACUCCUCGGAGCGACAUGGACGGUCCUAGAUUGCGGAAACUAAGUACGGCUUGGGAUAUUAACAUUUCUCACCACUAGCUCGAUGGCGUCCAUGAAAAUAAUUCUGACGCUGUUAGCCGAUAAUAGUUUCAUUUCUUAAUUAGCAAAAUUCAAAAUAGUUUAUGACUGCGAGAUAAAUUUUAUAUAUUCCGUAUGGGUUCAAGAUAAAACAUUUGUGUCGUUCAAUUUUCGCUCCAAUUUUAUGCUAUAGCGAGUUGAUCAUUGAACAAAAAGAGCUUUUAAAUCAUAAUUACUAAACUUCAUGAGUACUUUCAAUAAUUUGAUAUGUAGUUGGUUUAAUUUUUUUUUCAUUGUAAAACAGUAUGGCAACGGACAUAUAUACAGGAUGAUAUUACAUUAUGAUGAUAUUAAUUAUGAUGAUAUUAAAUAUUAAAAUAUAAGAAAACCCCUGGAAAUUUCGGAGAACAAAUGUUGAUAAAAAAUUAUGAAGGUUAGAACUUAGUAAUUAUCACCGAGGAAUUCAAUGAUGACCUUAGUUUUAAUCUUGAACCUCAUUUUCAAGGUCAUUAUAAAGUUAACUUACUUUUUUAAAUGGGAACCUCUAUUUUUUACAUUACAUACCCCUAUUUUUUUUUAAAGAGCGGAAAACUAUACGGUUAAAAAUAAAAUAUAUGGCCAAAAUGGCCUCUACUGAGCCAAUUGUUGGCAGGAAAAUCUGUUGAAUCCUUGCAUGAUUAGCGAUAAAAAAAAUUAUCAGUAUCUUUAGUUAUUUUUAACAAGGAAUUGAAUGGUGAUCUUGACAUUGUCAAACAUGCUUUUUAACAUUAUUUUAGGGUCACAUUCGUGACAUUGAUUGGGUUCAAAUGUACAAUAUUGCUUUUAAAAUGAAAAUAAAAGUCCUUCCAAGUGAAAAAUUCUAUCAAGAUAGUAGUACUUUUUUGUGCAAUAUAAUGGCGUGAAAAUAGACUUCAAUUCCCUUUCGAGAGGUUUUUAAUUGAGUUUCUUGCAAAAAUGAAUUUGUAAAAAUAACAGGAAUAAAUUUGUAAAAACUGACAAAAAACAUUUGAAAAAACGAAAGAUUUAUAUUUCACAAUAUUUUACACAUCAUCGGCAAUAUUUUACAAAUUUGUAAAAUAUUGCCGAUGAUCAGCGAUUAUAAAAACUGUUGCAUGCCAUAUUUCCGUCAAAUUUUGUGAAAAUCGUGAAAUUCGAGCUACUUUACUUGUCCACGUACGAUUGUAUUUUAGUUAAUAUUUAUUUACUGUUAAAUUGUAAGUGUUGUCAGCUUAAAAUUUACAAAUAAAAAACAUUGUUUUACA
This is a messenger RNA of Phymastichus coffea, 3280 nucleotides long. RefSeq names its product FAD synthase-like. Bases 572 to 1990 code for a protein of 472 amino acids. The record is from RefSeq and is a predicted model, not a curated record. Gene Ontology annotation, molecular function: FMN adenylyltransferase activity. NCBI's taxonomy places the organism in Eukaryota, Metazoa, Arthropoda, Insecta, Hymenoptera, Eulophidae. The transcript is spliced from 9 exons. Gene Ontology annotation, biological process: FAD biosynthetic process.